UUCAGUAGCAGGCAGACAGAGGCAGAUAGCAGCAGAUAGACUGAUUAUUAAAAACUUAGAAUAACAAAAGGAGGUCUGGAGGAAGAGAAGGAGGACUGGGAGAAUUCUGCAGGACCUGUGGAGCAGAGGACCAGAGAGGGUUUCGGAGGAGGUUUUGAAAAGGUCUGGAGGCAGGAGGAGGUCCCGGCUUUCACAGAGGAGGCAGGACUUUCUGGCUGUGUGGUGCGCUCCGACACCAGAGGUCCGCUUUAAUAGCAGAGAAGGAGGAGAGGCCGGUCGACUCUUUACACCGCUCAGAGAGAGAGAGAGAGAGAGAGAGAGAGAGAGAGAGAGACUGCAGUCCCGGACCGUCGAGCAUCGAGCAUCCAUACGCCAAACGGAGCGCACGCUGAGACGAGUCUACUGAAAUAACGUCCCCUAUGCUGACUUAUCGGAAGGCAAUGAUAAGCGGUUUGAAACUCUCCGUUUGGUAUAAAUCAGCUGUGUGGUGUUGUUUUUUAAAUGACCCCGGACACUUAGGUUUGGACUUUUCUGACUGAGAAGUGGAGAGAAAUAAUUUUCCAAAUCUCAAAACCUCCUCUCUGGGUCCCCAUUCCUGCCGGAGUUUGGACUGCUUUUUUAUCUUUACAUGUUUUCAUCCAUGGUCUCCUGUUUUCUGCGCACGCCACGCGCAGCCCCGCUGUCUCCUGCCCGUCGGCGCGUCUUUGUCAUUGUAAUGUCGCUGUGAUCUCCGCGCGCCUGGCUGAGUGGCACUAUGCAUGUCAACGCAAUCUGACAAACUGACGAGGUUUUCUUCUUUUCUCUCAUCUCCUGGCUGGAAUAAAGACGAGACGUCUGUGGGAGGAACGUGGAUUUUGUUUCACUUGUUUCCCUUUGGAUUGCUUUUUUUAAUUUAAUUCCUUCGUUUUCACCAAACUCUGACCGUGUCUCGUGAAGAGAAGAAGCCCGAGGAUGUUGCUCCGCUGCUUGAACCCUCCCUCCUGGUCCACCUGUAGGUUUUUAUUCUGCUUUUUGUUGCUGCUCCAAACGCCCCAGCCCUCCUUUCUGCUAAUUACAGGUACCGAGGCCAGCUGUGAGAACGAAGGAGAAGUCCUCCACAUCCCCAACAUCACCGACAACCCCUGCAUCACCUGCGUAUGUCUGGAGGGGAAGGCAGACUGUAAACAGGAGAAAUGUCCACUGGUCUCUGAGGACUGUGCUCUGGUGGUGAAGCAGACCGGAGCCUGCUGCGAGAGGUGUAAAGGUUGCAUGUUGGAUGGCCAAUCUUAUAACAGCUCAGUAUCCUGGACCAGCUCCACCAAACCCUGCAUAACCAGACGCUGUCAGGAAGGUGUCGUCACAGAGGCGGAUGUACAGUGUGUGGUCCACUGCAGGAACCCCAAGAUCCACCCCAAGAAGUGCUGCCCCACCUGCCCCAGUUGUAUCUUUGAGGGUCGCCUGUACAAAGAGAAGGAGGAGUUCAGUCCUGAGGGCAAACCCUGCAUCAAGUGCACCUGUACUGGAGGGCGGACUCUCUGCAUGAGGGAGGUGUGUCCUGUCCUUUCCUGCCCCGCCCACCUCAGCCACACCCCGUCUGGACAGUGUUGUCCCAGAUGUCUCGGUCAGAGGAAAGUGUUCGAUCUGUAUUCAGGAAGCUGUUUGUUCCACAGCGAAGUUUACGAGAACGGCACGUGCUUCAUACACGACAGCUGCACCACCUGCACCUGCAAGGAUUCCACGGUGGUGUGCAAGAAGCGGUGCUCUCGGCCUGGUAGUUGCCACGGCGACCAGUGCUGCGAGGAGUGUCUGUCCUACGUGAAGGUGGAGGAGGUGAAGUACUGCAGAGUCCGGAACAAGAUCUACAGGGAAGGAGACAUGUGGUCCGCAGUGAACUGCACUCUCUGUGCCUGUGUUAAAGGAAGCAUCGAGUGUCGGCCCAAACAGUGUGUACCAAUCACCAGCUGCCCCUCGAACAAGAUCUUGAACAGGACUGGCUGCUGUCCAGUCUGCACUGAAAAGCCGGGUGUUUGCACAGUGUUUGGCGACCCUCACUACAACACCUUCGACGGCAGGACCUUUAACUUUCAGGGAACCUGUCAGUACGUACUGACACGCGACUGUGGCAGCGUUCCCUCUGGAGGACUGGGGAACAACAUCAACAGCCCGGGCUCCAGCUUCAUGGUGUUGGUGAGGAACGAUGCCCGGCGGACUCGCUCCUUCUCCUGGACUCAGUCUGUUGAGGUGAGACUGGGAGGCUUGAUCCUCGGCCUCCACCAGCACCUGACGGUCCGGAGGAACGGCACCCGCAUCGCCCUGCCCUACCACGGACCCGGGGUGCACAUCGACUUGGACGGAUACCUGCUCAAACUCACCACCAUCGCAGGUCUGGAAAUCACGUGGGACGGGGACAGCUUUGUGGAGGUUGUGGCUGCCCCCCACCUGCGCGGACGCCUCUGCGGCCUCUGCGGCAACUACAACGGCCACAAGCGUGAUGACACCAUGGGAGGCGACGGCCAGUUCAAGUUCGACGUGGACGAGUUUGCCGAAUCGUGGCGAGUGGAGGGAAACGAGCUAUGCUCACAGCAGCACCCGCCUCGCCGGCCGACCUCCUUCCUGUGCCCCGGCAGCGUCAAAGUCAAGUUCCGCGCCCACCGGGAGUGCCAGAAGAUAAAGUCGUGGGAGUUUCAGAAGUGCCACCGUGUGGUGGACUUCGCCCCUUUCUACAGGUCGUGUGUGACGGACAUGUGUGAGUGUCCGGUCCAUAAAAACUGCUACUGUGAGUCCUUCAUCGCCUACAGCCGAGCCUGUGAGAGGGAGGGCGUGCCCGUCCUCUGGAAGGCCGACACCGCCUGCAUGGGUGAGUGA
Etheostoma cragini (Arkansas darter) is the source of this 2844-nucleotide messenger RNA. It is a transcript of the gene bmper, whose product is annotated as BMP binding endothelial regulator. The transcript has 15 exons. Lineage: Eukaryota; Metazoa; Chordata; Actinopteri; Perciformes; Percidae. The record is from RefSeq and is a predicted model, not a curated record. Gene Ontology annotation, molecular function: protein binding. The coding region runs from base 952 to 2844 and encodes 630 amino acids.